AUGGACGUUCCACAUGAUGCCCCCGCCAGCUCUCUAGAUCCCUGGCACAGCCUGCUCCUGGAGCGCCUGUGCCUUCGUGGAAGCUUCUUCAAGCCGCUUUUUGCUGGGCUGAGCAGGGAAUGUGGAGCAGGGGGGAAGGAGGAAGAAAGGGAGGAGGAGGGAGAGAAGGGAGGGGCAGCUUCUUUGUCUCUAAAGCAGCUUGAUGAGGGGCGGUUCAGGUGGGAGCAAGCAGGGCUGCUGUGGGGGGUGUGGGGGGCCCUGGCAGCAGUAGCAGAAGCACAGGGCGUUUCAGCUGGGGUUGGGGGAGGGGCGAAGGGGGAGAGCGAGGAGAGUGAGGAGGCAGAUGGCAAAGUGGCGAAGGAGGGGAAAGGAGCGGAGCAAAAAAAGAGGGAGCAAGGAGAAUCUUUUCCGCUAGUGGGCCCGGGCAGUUUGAAUUUUCUCCUGACCGUUUGCAGAGAUUCCGCACGAGCUGUGGCACGGGUUCAGGCCCAGGGUCUGCUGCUGGCUCCUGGCUAUCAGGUGGGGCAUGCUAGUCAGAUGCCUAGUAACGAGGUACCUCAUAACAAAGCUAUAUCAGCACGCCACAUCCUCCGAUUCUCCCUGCACUGCCUUCGCAUCCUCGCAGCCCUGGACCCCGUACCAGCUGCCGAACCUGUCACAUCAGGCUCGGCAGUCUCAGUCUCGGCAAGCAAGGACCUGCUAGCGGCGGUUGGAGGUUCGGAGCUGAUUCCCCUCCUGCUUGACCUGCUGCAUGGACUGGGCCCCCCUGCUAUCGCAUCAGCAGCAGCCACAGCAACAAGAGAAACAACAGCAACAGGAACAGCAGCAGCAUCAAAGGCCCCCCACAAAGCACCAAGUUCAAUCAGAGAUCAAGAGAUAGGAGCAGCAGCAGCUACAUUUCCACCAGUCCCAACCGCUCUGUACCCAUCAUGUAACCCGUACCCUGGUUACCGCAGGGAUGUGGUGGCAGUGAUUGCAAAUGCGGGUCAUGAGCGCAAGGCAUACCAGGAUGCUGUGAGGUGCUAUACGGCUCCUAGCGUUCCGGUAUCUGCUGCUGCUGGUGGUGCUAUUGCUGCUGCUCCUCGUGGUGCUGUUGGUGGUGCUGCUGCUGCUGCUGCUGCUGAUAACAGUGCCACUGCCACCGAUGCCACCAAAGACAGCAGCAGCAACCCCCACCCCACUGGCAACCCCACCCCCGCCAUCACCCCCAGCAGCAGCAUCAUGAGCAGCGGUCUAUUCCUAGUCCUGCAGCAGUGUGUGGCAGGCGACAGCACACAGGGCGAUGAUCUCCUCAGGGAGUGGGGGCUGUGGGCCGUGCGGAACCUUCUAGAAGGCAACCCCAAGAACGCUGCUGACGUGGCGGCUCUGGAGGUGAGAGGCGGGGCGCAGACGGAGGGGUUGAGAGAGAUGGGGCUGGCUGUUGAGGUGGAUGAGAGGAGUGGGCGGCCGAAGCUGAGGAAUAUAGGGGCAGAUGAGCGGUGA
Messenger RNA from Closterium sp. Naga37s-1, 1482 nucleotides. The record is from the annotation of a GenBank genome assembly. NCBI's taxonomy places the organism in Eukaryota, Viridiplantae, Streptophyta, Zygnematophyceae, Desmidiales, Closteriaceae.